This is a messenger RNA of Sorex araneus (European shrew), 5852 nucleotides long. It is a transcript of the gene DAB1, whose product is annotated as DAB adaptor protein 1. Gene Ontology annotation, biological process: ventral spinal cord development; lateral motor column neuron migration. The record is from RefSeq and is a predicted model, not a curated record. Bases 802 to 2469 code for a protein of 555 amino acids. NCBI's taxonomy places the organism in Eukaryota, Metazoa, Chordata, Mammalia, Eulipotyphla, Soricidae. The transcript has 19 exons.
GCUGCUGGCAGAGCCGCCGGGAGUGAGCUUCCCAGGUCCGGGAUCCCCAGCCCCGCGGAGUCGCCCGCGCGUCCUGGCCCCCCACGGACCUGCCAGCGCCCCCCCGGGGAACAAAAGCGGAGCCCCCCGCCCCCCAACCCCCCCAGCUGUCCCUCUCCUGCAGCCAGAGGAUGAGUCGAGAGGGCUGAGCGGAGAGUGUGGUCCUCGGUGCCGGGAAGUUGAUCACUGAGAACAGCAGGCAUUGCCUUGGCAAGGUUACAGGAUAAACGUGCUGCUUUGAGGACAUCUGCAUCCAGCAAAACCUUUCUUUUCUCUCCCUGGGGCAUAAUCUUGGAAAAACACAUCUGUUAUUCUGGAGCCUUCGUUCCUCAUCCUGAUCUCAGAGAGUUCUUCCACCACUGGAGAUUUCACAGACCAGCCAAACAGAUAACCACAAUAAAGCAAAACUUGCGGAUGGGUGCAGAGUUUUCAACUUAAUUCACCCAGCAUUCUACAAGACAUUGUGGUGAACCUUGGCUCUGAGUCUUCAUGAUUGAGGGACUUUUUGUGCAUGCAAAGUUCUGGAGACCAGAAGUCAGAUAUCAAGGUGUCCACACAACUGUGCUCCUCCCAACGGCUUUAGGUAGAUUCUGCUCCUUACCUCUUCCAGCUUCUCGUGGCCGCAGUGCUCAGAAGGAGUGAUUGAAAUGUGCAGCUCGGGGUGUCGUUUCUGAAGGGAGGUGCCGUUCUCGUGGAGAGGAGUCCUCCAUGAACCUGGCCAAGGCCCGGGAUCUGUGUGAAGUGGACUAAGGAUUUAGUAGGAUGUCAACUGAGACAGAACUUCAAGUAGCUGUGAAAACCAGCACCAAGAAAGACUCCAAAAAGAAAGGUCAGGAUCGCAGUGAAGCCACUUUGAUAAAGAGGUUUAAAGGUGAAGGGGUCCGGUACAAGGCGAAACUGAUCGGAAUUGAUGAGGUUUCUGCAGCUCGGGGGGACAAGUUAUGUCAAGAUUCCAUGAUGAAACUCAAGGGCGUUGUUGCUGGCGCUCGCUCCAAAGGAGAACACAAACAGAAAAUCUUUUUAACCAUUUCCUUUGGAGGAAUCAAGAUCUUUGAUGAGAAGACAGGGGCCCUCCAGCACCAUCAUGCUGUUCACGAAAUCUCCUACAUCGCGAAGGACAUCACAGAUCACCGGGCCUUUGGCUACGUUUGUGGGAAGGAAGGGAAUCACAGAUUCGUGGCCAUCAAAACAGCUCAGGCAGCUGAACCUGUUAUUCUGGACUUGAGAGAUCUCUUUCAACUUAUUUACGAGCUGAAGCAAAGGGAAGAAUUGGAAAAAAAGGCACAAAAGGAUAAGCAGUGUGAACAAGCUGUGUAUCAGACAAUUCUGGAAGAGGAUGUGGAAGAUCCCGUAUACCAGUACAUUGUGUUUGAGGCUGGACAUGAGCCCAUCCGUGAUCCUGAAACAGAAGAAAACAUUUAUCAGGUUCCCACCAGCCAAAAGAAGGAAGGUGUUUAUGACGUGCCCAAAAGUCAACCUGUAAGUGCUGUGACCCAACUAGAACUUUUUGGGGACAUGUCCACCCCUCCUGAUAUAACCUCUCCCCCUACUCCUGCUACUCCAGGUGAGGCCUUUAUCCCGUCUUCAUCCCAGACACUUCCGGCGAGUGCAGACAUGUUCGGUUCUGUAUCUUUCGGCACUGCUGCUGUACCCUCAGGUUACGUGGCCAUGGGGGCCGUCCUCCCGUCCUUCUGGGGCCAGCAGCCCCUCGUGCAACAGCAGAUCGCCAUGGGUGCUCAGCCGCCAGUUGCUCAGGUGAUGCCAGGGGCACAGCCCCUCGCCUGGGGCCAGCCGGGCCUCUUCCCCGCCACACAGCAGCCCUGGCCAGCCGUGGCCGGGCAGUUCCCGCCAGCCGCCUUCAUGCCCACACAAACUGUAAUGCCUUUGCCAGCCGCCAUGUUCCAAGGUUCCCUCACGCCCCUGGCCACGGUCUCAACCCCGGGCGACUCCAGCAGGUCGAGUCCACAGGCUGACAAGGCCAGGCAGAAGAUGGGGAAAGAAAUGUUUAAGGAUUUCCAGAUGGCCCAGCCGCCCCCCGUGCCCUCCCGCAAGCCUGACCAGCCCUCCCUCACCUGUACCUCAGAGGCCUUCUCCAGUUACUUCAACAAAGUCGGGGUGGCACAGGAUACAGAUGACUGUGACGAUUUCGACAUCUCCCAGUUGAAUUUGACCCCUGUGACAUCCACCACGCCGUCGACCAACUCACCUCCAACCCCAGCCCCUAGACAGAGCUCUCCCUCUAAGUCAUCCGCAUCCCACGCCAGUGAUCCCACUACAGAUGACAUCUUCGAAGAGGGCUUUGAAAGUCCCAGCAAAAGCGAAGAGCAAGAAGCGCCUGAUGGGUCACAGGCCUCAUCCAACAGUGAUCCAUUUGGUGAGCCUGGUGGGGAGCCCAGUGGUGAUAAUCUAAGUCCAGAGGCCGGUAGCUAGAUAGCGCAGGUCUGGGAGCUGGAGCCUCUCUAUGCGCAGAUCAACAGACCUAAGAAGUAGCGUCGAUGCGGGCUCAUGGUGGAUGCUUCCAGACUGGCAUGGAAAUCAGCAUUGUGACAGGCUCUUGUAUUCUUUCACCUCACUCCAUCCCACAAAGAAAUUCAUAAUUGCCCGGUGGAACUCAUUUGGAAGAGGGAACUAAGUGAUUUUUGGCAACCCAUGGCAGAUGUCUAUGGCAGCACAAAACAAAACAACAUAAAGAAACUACAGAAGUAUUUUUUAAAAUAACAUACCCAGCUUUAAAUCACAAAUUGAGCAAAUGAUUCCCUGGCAAGUAUGUCGAACUCUAUUAGCAUGGGCUUCAUAUGACCCAAGAUAUGAAAUCAUUGGCCUUUUUAUUUCUCUACCUGUUUAGCAUUGUAGAGUCAUCAAAUUUGGAGGGACAGGUCUCGGGAAUGACAACAGGGUUGACACUGACUUCUUCUAGCCUAAAGCAAGAGGUCCCCUGUCACCCCAGCAUUGUGGGAUACUGAUUUUUUUUAGCACUCUACAGGGCCUUGUCUGCCAUUCCCCCACUCUUCCUUUAUUUCUAAUGAUGGAAAAUUAAUGAGUGUACAAAUUUUUGUAUUGCUUUUGACUUUCUUAGAUAUGGAUAAAGAAAUCUAACUGGGGGUGGGGGGGAUGCUGCCAAUGAAAUGAAGUAACUUGAAAACACAAGGCAAGUAAGUGGUGGGUGAGUAUUUCUUUAUGGUCAAGAAAGUUGCCAAAACAGCCCUUUCGCUCUUCUGCAUCCUGGUGAAGAAAGACUGCUUUGCAUUUGAACUGCAUUAUCUGUGCAGGAAAAGACACGAAUUCCGCUAAUGAGAAAGACAAAAUCUCCAUUUGAUUUCCUAAGACGCUCUAAGCACUAAAUACAAUAAAUGGAUAUCUUUUAUUUUUCUGAUAUCUUGCUGCUGUGAUGUUCUGCAGACAAGUGUCUUCUCCGUGUGCCAUUUUCAAAGAAAAGUCAUUUGCCAAAUAAUUCUGGAACAAUCCCGGUAAUGUGGUUUUUGGAUCUUGAACAACCAACUUUCUAACAGAACAAUGGUGACAUGAAUAUUCAGAAGAACAAACUGAUUCUGGGGUCACAACGGUUCAUCUCAAUCUCUUUUUGUACAUCAGAAAAUUCAAAUGGGAUUUUUAUUUUGUAACUUGGAGAAAGAAAAAAAACCUUACCAUUAAACUCUUUAAAUAUUUAAAGGAAAUGGCUUUAAGGAGUUCUAAUGAAAAAAAAUGCCAGUUUUUUUUGUAAAUAUAAAUGUUAAUGAAAAUGCUUUUUAAUAAUGCCAUUACACUGUAGAGAAGGUAGCAUAUUGAGUGCAAAAUGUGACAAACUUGAUGGAUGGGGCUCACUUUCCAGAUGUUACUCUGGAGUUGAUGGGAGGAAGCGAGAAUCCAGGGACACCUGGCAGGGGCAGCGGACCAGUCCACAGCUAGUGAACAAGAAGGGAGCAUGGGACUGCAUUACCCAGCCAUUUGCCCAAUUACCAGAGUACCAAGUACCCAAGUACCUGCCCUCUGCAUAAAAUAAAAGACAAUUUACAGGUUGAGAUAAAUUUCUGAAUUCAGUUUCUGAACCUCUCUCCCACUCCCGCCUAGGCCCCUAGAGAUCACUGGACUGUUUGUACAUGGAACAAGAGUUUAAGCUUCCUUUUUUUACAUUUAUGAGACAAGAAGUGCAGUGUUCAGUUCGUAUGUUUAGCACAUGAUUUUCAUAAAGAAUCUAUAUAUUUUUGCCCAACAGAGAAUUGUUCUACAGGUCAAAUGUGUUUUCCUGAUGUUCCUAUGCAGUUACAGUAUGCUGAAUUUAGUGGUUUAACACUAAGAAGAAAACUUUAAAGAAUCAUGUGAUUAAUUGGACUGGGGGAUAAUUGUAAUUAUUAUUAUUUGGUUUUAAAAUUUGAGAAGUAGCAUUGACAUUGGUAUGAUCGACUUGCAUAGGCUUGCGCACUUGGGGUCUUCAUUUCCAUAGCAAGGAAAAUGAUUUGGGAAAAGGUGUACCCAGUCACCAAAGGAAUAUUGAUCCACAAGGUUAUCAUUGCUGUUGGAAGUCCAAACGUUUCAUGGUCAAGUCGCCAGAAUCUAACUCCUUUCCAGCUAAGUAGACUGACCAAGUGCCCAUUGGAGAAUUUACGUGAAUGCUAUCCUAAUGUGAAAGGGUGGAAGAACCAGAUAACUGAGAAUGGAAUGUACCUCCCUCUCUCACCUUUGGUCUCCAUGAUUUCUCCAGGAACAUGUGGACCUUUUCUGACUAGGGAAGCCUUGCACAGGAGGGAGGAAAGGGGGAUCACUGUGCAUGUUGUCCUGAAACUAGUUUGAUUGUGUCUUCUCGGGAUUGGAUCAGAGGGACAGGUCUCCUGGGGGAAAUGGCUGGCAAUGUGAUGUGGGCUGUGAUUCUGAUUCUAAACAAGUGGUGCUAUCUUCUCCCUCCAUGUGGUCGUGCAGAGUCUCUCUUGCAGUAUCACCCCAUUGUACUGGUUCUUGGGGUUGUUUCGGACAUGUUCCCAGUGAAAGUGGGCUGACGUAACUGUUUCAGGAAUGUCAUCUAGAGUGAAUGUCACAGCAGAAAGGGACAGACCACGGACUUAACAUCUUUCAUGGAUUGGUUGGGGAAGGGGAUUGACUUUGAACUGCACGAAGAGGCCCCAUUAAGUGAAAUUAAGUGAAGAUUUGAAACUGCCACCCGUGUGGUCACUGGCAGAAUUCUGAUUCUUAGCACUGUUAUGGGAGCACAGAAACACCACCAUAUCCUCGUCCAGGGAUACAGUGACAUUUGCAAAUAAGAGCAGAGGUGCUGACACUCGAAGGCCGUGGGGAGUUUGCAGUUUCAGUUAGAUGGAUAGAAAAAUCCACAUGUACAACUGUUAAUUCCUCAUCCUUCACGAGCACUAAAUUUGUCACUUUAAAUUUUGAAACCAGGGAAAUGCCACCUGUCACUCAUUCCCAUCCCCUGUAGUUGCUCACUUUCUACAUACCAUACCGCGAGACUUUUUUGAUAAUUUGUCCUCAUCCCAGUGUCAACUGAAACCCCAUCAUGUAAUGUACCGGCGGGCACCUUCUUUAAAAAACAAAAUGUUUACUCUGUGGGUUUGGUUCAUUUCAAUUUCUGCGUUCUGACACAUAUUUUUUUAAUAAAGAUGAGAACGAGAAAAUGACUGUGGCCGUACAUUUCUAGACCUACUUUAACUUUACCUCAGAUGACAGUUUGUUAACAUAUAUGGACACAUUAUUUUUAACUUUAUGUACAAUACAUUCAACAGAACAGCAAAUUUUUAGAGAUUUUCCAUUAAUUUCUGUAACACACCAUGUGAAACUGUUACAAAUAAACAUGUUUGAGAACAACA